UCUAUUCAAGCAUUACUUUAGAUUAAAGCUUCAUCUUGUUUCCAUGUUAGAAAUGGUCCCUACCUUAUGUUUAAUGGUAUGAUAUCUAAAUUAUGUGGGGAUUUUGCCACCUUAAUAAAUGCAUUUGGAGCAAACCUUCCCUUAUGGCUGGCAAACAAUUCUUCUCUUGAAUGGUAGUUAGGGCUGUUGGGAUACCCAACUUCAGGUAGGGUGUAGCCGCUGAAAAUUAUGAGAAACAUAAAACAUCUAGUCUUUUAGCAGGAUUGGUAUAGUGUGCAAAUGUACUGAACUUUGAGUAAGAGAUGGAAUUCGGCAAUUAUUCUAUAAGAAGCAACUGUGGGUUGAUUGAAUUGAAGUGUAUAAUUUUUAUUUAUUUAUUUAAUUUUUGAAUUUAAGUGUAUAAUGAAAUGGCAAGUUUAGCAUGCAGUGCAAACUGCAAGGCAAAGCUUCUUACUCCAAGGUAUCUGUGGCUUUCUGAAGUGUUCCCCAGUUGGCUCACUACGAUCAACUGUGUUGUGGAUAGUAAUGCUGCUAGAUCAGAGCAGGGUCCAUCUUUAGUUCCAUGCCCAUUCCGACAGGAUCCAUAGCCUAUAUAAGCUUAAGCUGUCAUCCUCGUCCAAACAACCGUUGGGCCAGCCAUAUGUGCUGUGAAUGUCCCAUAGACCAAUCAUUUUCAAUAGUAACAAGUGAAACAACCACCCUACACACAGAUGUUCAAUCUUUCUAUUUAUCUCUCAUGAAAGUAUUAAUCUUGUAAGACUUUAUGUUGUGUUUUGAUAAUGUGUGGAAUUGAUAAAUUGUGUUUAUAUAUAUAAUUUCUGUUUCAAUGGUAAAAGAAUUUGGUUAUUGGUAAUGAAAGUUUGAGAUUCUG
Messenger RNA from Rubroshorea leprosula, 871 nucleotides. Lineage: Eukaryota; Viridiplantae; Streptophyta; Magnoliopsida; Malvales; Dipterocarpaceae. The record is from the annotation of a GenBank genome assembly.